Molecule: messenger RNA, 1831 nt
Organism: Monomorium pharaonis (pharaoh ant)
Lineage: Eukaryota; Metazoa; Arthropoda; Insecta; Hymenoptera; Formicidae
Exons: 1
Cellular component (GO): chitin-based extracellular matrix
Molecular function (GO): structural constituent of chitin-based larval cuticle
Source: RefSeq, a predicted model, not a curated record
ACCCCGCAGAUUCCAGUUGUCGCGAUUCUCGGCGUGGCGGCGGGCGCGCAACUGACCCUGCUGCCCUACGCCUAUCUGGCGGCGGAUCCGCUUCCGGUGUACCAUCAGUCGCAGGACACGCGCGCCGGGGUGCACGCGUACAGCUACGCCGGCGGCCCGUCCGCCAAGGAGGAGGUCCGAGGCCUCGACGGGGUCACGCGCGGCUCCUACAGCUACGUCGACGCGCACGGUAUCCUGCAAUCCGUCUUUUACGUCGCGGACGAGGGUGGCUUCCGUGUCGCGGCGACGAAUCUACCUACCGACGGCGGCGAGCUCCUGACAGCCAAGAUAUCUGCCCACAAUCAGGAAGAGAAGGCAAGCCGCAGGAAGCGCAGCCUCGAGGCAUUGCCGGUCGAUCAAGAUCGUCAUCAGGCAGAAAAUCCGAGUUCCCAGGGAGAUCAGGCUGAUCGGGAGGGCGCGGCGGCGAAGAGUUCCCACGAGCUUCCAGCGUCGGAGGAAAAAUCCAGCGAGGGCGAACGGCGAGAUAGCGGCGCCGCACAACCCAUCGUCCACGCGCCCGUAUACGGCCUGCUAGGCUCGGUUCUGAUCCCGAGAUUGACCGGCGCGGCGACUUCCCAUCAGAGCCGCGUUGAUGUUAACAAUAACGUUCGUUUGAAGGCCGUUCAACCCGUCGAGACGAUUGGCGUUCUGUCGGAGACGGUGCCUGCCCACGAGACGGUGAUUCUUCCCAGCCAGGUACCUCUGGCGACUUCUCAUCAGAGUCGCGUCCAGGUGCACGACAGUCUUCGCGUCGAGGUGCCGGAAAAGGUGCUCGUCAACGCGGAAACGAUCGAGGUCCAGCCGCAGAUAGCGCAGGGGGCCGCCGCUGUCAAGCUGGACCAGCCGCUUUCGUCCCUCACUUCUGCUCUUCCCGAUUACAAUGAAAAUCGGAUCCAGCUUCACCGAAAUCUCGGGUUGGAAGGUCCAAAUCGCAAGAACGCCGUGAAGAUAGACGCGGCGCAGCUGGCGAUCGCCACGGUUCCUGUCGUCAAACAUGCAGUUCCGAUCGUCACCGAGGAACCACUUCCAGUCGCUACUGCCGUCUCUAGCCAGAGCAGGACGCAAAUCCAUCGCAAUAUCAAACUCGAAGUGGCCGUGCCGAUCGAACCGGCCGUGUACCUGACGGCUCCCUACGUUCAACCGUUCUCCAUCUGGCCGAUAUUGGCACCUAUCGCUCAAUCCUCUCAAUACCGCCAUCAGAUUCACUCGAACGAGAAGCUCUAAUUGGCAAAAUAAAGAUUCGAUCGUUUCUUUCAUUAAGAUUGUGACUGAGAAUUUCCUUCAUGCGUUUAUAUUAAUUUUUAUUUGGCAAUUUUUUACGAAUCUUCGUGUAAUUCUAUUUGAAUGAUAUAAUGAUGAAUAUCACUGUUAGCUCUUUCUCUGUUUCUCUCUCUCUCUCUCUCUCUCUCUGGCGAGAUAGAUUAAAGUUUCUAAAUAUUUCUUUGAACAGACAAUCUACAUUUAAUUUGUAAACUAUUUUUUUGGCAAAAAUUAUAAAAUUAAUGCGAUUGUAUGUUGAAAUCUUAUCGCAAAAUUAAUCGAUACGAAAGACAUCUAGAUUUUAAGAAGUUAAAAUAAAUUACACGGAUAAGUCAUUUGCAUUGUGCUCAAAUAAUUAGAAUGCAGCAAAAAUUCCGUAAACGACUGAUUAAUGACAAGUUCGUUGGCAACAGCUCGAUCUAUAGAUAUCAUUAUUCACCGUCCUUGUCCCCUUCAUUUAUCCUGUAAUGAGCAUCUUACAAAUUAAAUUAUUAUACAAUCCUCAUACAGUUCACAUUAAAAACACAUUAUC